Paramecium tetraurelia is the source of this 3246-nucleotide messenger RNA. RefSeq lists its product as uncharacterized. Gene Ontology annotation, biological process: protein import into nucleus. NCBI's taxonomy places the organism in Eukaryota, Ciliophora, Oligohymenophorea, Peniculida, Parameciidae. Gene Ontology annotation, cellular component: nucleus; cytoplasm. Gene Ontology annotation, molecular function: nuclear import signal receptor activity. The transcript has 2 exons. The record is from RefSeq and is a predicted model, not a curated record.
AUGAAUUUUCAAGAAUAACUUUAGUAAAUUAUUUAAGGAAUAUUCUCUCAAAAUAAUUAGAGCAGGAAACAAGUGGAGGAUCUGUUGGCUCAACUUAGGGAAGCAUAACCAAAUGAAUUUGUGAUAUAUAUGCUCAAUCUUUGUCGACAUGAGGAAAUAAAAAUUAGGCAAUUUGCUCCUGUUUACUUGAGAUAUAGUCUAUCCAAAUUUGCUCCUAAGAGUCAUAAGAAUGUCUGGAGUAAUUUGGUACCAGAAACUAAAGAAACUAUCAAAUUGCGUCUGUUUUAAUUUAUUGAAGUGGAAAAUAGUAGUAAUGUCAAAAAUUAAUUGUGUGAUACGAUAGGAGAAAUAGGCGGUUCUUUGUAUGAGGAUGAUAAUCAUAAUGAAUGGCCAAACUUAUUACCGACGUUGUGGCAAAUGUUCCUGUCACCAAAGAAUGAUAUAAUAGAAUGUGGAUUUAAAAUACUUGGGAAUCUCUUUACGUAUUCGAUUGAUCAAUUCGAUAAACAUUCACAAGAUCUUCAUACUUUGUUUGUUCAAGGAUUGGCUAGUCCAUAAAUUAAAAUUAAAUCCUCUACAAUGCAUGCUCUGGGCAAUUAUAUAAAAUACUCAUUGCCAACUUAGUAUAAGAUAUUUUAGGACUUGAUUUCAAAUAUGAUGAAGGCUGCCCUCGAAAUUACAAUAUCAGAUUUACCCUUAGGUGAAGGUAUCAUGGAAGUGUUCUCAGAUAUAGUGGAAUCUAAACCCAAAUUCUUCAGAAAAUAGUAUAAUAUCUUCUUUAAUGGUAUUUAAACUAUCUUCAGAGAUUCCCAAAUCGAAAUUGGGGUAAAAAGGAUUGGAACUGAAACCCUAUUGAGUUUGGUUGAAAAGUUUCCAGGACUGUUCAAAUUUGAAAAAGUCUACUUGAUGUAAUUGGUUGAAAUGAUAUUCUUUCAUAUGAUUUAAAUAAGUUCCACAAUUAGUGAUGAAUGGAAGAGACCCCCAGAAGGAUUCAACGAUAAUUUAGAGCAGGAUGAGGAUUAAGAGACAACCAAUUUUGGAAUGUCUAGUAUAGAUAGACUCAUUGAAUCAUAAGGCAAAAAGGAAAUGUUACCAGUAUUAAAUCCGAUAGUAAGUGAAUUGUUAAGACAUCAAGAUUGGAGAUAUUAGCAUGCUGCAAUAAUGGCACUAUCACAAGUUGGUGAAUACAUUGACUAAGUGGCUGACAUCAAAACAACAAUCGAUCUAAUAUUGCCUAUGCUUAAUAAUAGCAAUUCUAUGAUUCGAUAUGCUGUGUGUCAUGCCAUUGGUUAGAUUUCUGAUGAUAUGAAACCAAAAUUCUAGGAGGCUUAUUUGCAUUAGGUGGUUCCAUAAUUCUUGAAUCGACUUACUGUGGAAGACGUGCCAAGAGUGAAUUCUCACAUUUUGGCUGCCCUCACCAAUUUUGUUGAGGGUACCGACAAAGGCAUUGAAGCAUAUUUGCCUAAUUUAAUCUAGUUAUCUAUCAAAUUUUUAACUGCUGGAAUUUCCAUUGAGAAAGAAGGCGCCAUAAGUGUUAUUGCAGCCACAGCAGAGUCAAGCAAAAAACUAUUCGUUCCUUAUGUCAAUGAGUUGAUUCCUCUCUUAUUCUAAAUCUUUUCAACCCAUUAAACAAAACAAUAUAGACAGUUGAAAGGUUAGGUUAUUGAGACAAUCACUUUAAUAGCUUCAGCAGUAGGAGAGUAAGUGUAUCUUCCCUACCUAUAAUAGACAGUUUAGAUUCUAAUUCAAGUGUAGACAAACAACUUGGAAACUGCUGAUCCACAGAAGUCUUACGUAUUCUCAGGAUGGCAAAGAUUGGCAUUGGUUUGUCCAUAACAACUGACCAAGUAUCUUGGAGACGUAGUGCCUUCAUUAUUUCAAUUAAUUGAAUAAGUGUUUAAUCUCAAUACUACAGGAUCAACCAACGAGGAGGAGUUGCAUACUUAUGACAACGAGGAAGCCUAGGUUGCCAUUCACACCUUAUCAGUAUUCAUCUCAGAACUCAGACAGUCUUUCUUCCCCUUUGUUGAGAAGUGCAUUAAAUUAAUAGUGCCAUUGUCCUAAUUCAAUUCAGAUUCAAACAUUAGAAGUUCUGCUUGCAAAUGUCUCGUCAGUUUGGUCAAGAAUGUUAGAGAAACUAAUAAUCCUUAGUAAUUGAUGAAUGGGGCUAAGUAUUUUCUUGGGAUUAUAUUGGAGGCUGCCUUUAAGGAGUAUGAUCCAGUUGUCAUCAUUGAACAGGUUGACAGCAUCAAGGAAAUCAUUGAACAAGUCUCUUAGCCAUUUAUGACCACCGAGGAGGUCACAGAACUGUCAGAUAAAGUAUUUAAGUUAUUACUCGAAUCAGAUAAAAGAAAGGCUGAGAAUGAGAAUAUGGCAAAGGAUGAAGAUGUGGAUGAGGAUGAGAAGAAUGCCAUUAAGGAGGAAACAGAGACUGAAGAAAAUCUACAUGUUAAAAUUGCUGAAUGCAUUGGUUCGCUAUUCAAAACGCACAAAGAAUUUGUUUUUACACUUUAUGAAAUUAUUUGCAAUCAAAUAUUACCCAAAGUACUUGACCAGUAAAAAUCUCCUAAGAUGCACCAAUUUGGUAUUUGUCUAAUUGACUACAUGGUUGAGUAUUUGGGAUUCCCAUAUAUACAAAACAAAUUCAUUGAUCUGGCUCAAGCAUUAAGUGUGUAUGCAUGUGAUAGAGUGUGCUUUGUGAGAUAGGCAGCUGUAUAUGGAAUUGGUGUGAUGGCUAUUAAGACUCCAUAGGAAUUGUAUUUGCAAGUCUCGCAAUCUCUAUUGAAAUCUUUGGUUGAAUCUUUGAAAUUACAAAUAAAUCAAGAAGAUAAUGAGAAAUAGUUUGGAUUAGCAAGGGACAACUCGAUCUCUGCUUUGGGCAAGAUCAUCAAGUCACAACCGAAAUCGCUUGGAUAAGAUUUAAUAUAGGGUAUGGAAACCUGGUUAUAUUUAUUGCCUUUGCAAUAUGAUAAACGAUAGGCUUACAUCCAGCAUAAUCUGCUGGCUGAAUUCAUAAUUUAAGAUGGAGAUCAAUUUGUCAAUGGGAAACCUGAAAAUGCAUUAUAAAUACUCAAGGUUAUUGCUAAUUGUUAUAAAUCAAAGUGGUCUUCACCAUAAGUUGAUUCUAAUAUAGUGAGUGCACUUAGGAUCUUUGAAUAGUUAGAUUCAGUAAAAGUAAAUGUCCAGGAAAUAUUUUAAAAAUUGAGUCCUGAGGAUCAGAAGAAAUUAUUGGAAAUACCUAAAUGA